ACUCAAAAUAAAGGAACCUACAACAACUUUCCUAACCCAGAUAAGCUCUACAAAUUUUGUUACUUUUCUUGCUCUCUUCCUCCACUCUCCUUAUAUAAAAAAAUAAAUAAAUAAAAAUUGACACAUAGAGAAACACAGAGUUCUCACAAAAGGGUUUUUGAUUUUCUCUCCAUUUAUGCAACUUCGUACAAAAUUAAUAGCAACCCAAGUCUCAAUUGAUAAAGUUCAUUAGUGGGUGUUCUUGCUUUUUGGUACUGCAUUUGGGUGGUGUUUGUUAGGGUAUAUGAUGAGAUGGCUACCACAACAAAGUUCAUUAAAUGUGUAACUGUUGGAGAUGGAGCUGUUGGGAAGACUUGCCUUCUUAUCUCAUACACCAGCAACACAUUUCCAACUGAUUAUGUUCCAACUGUUUUUGAUAACUUCAAUGCCAAUGUGAAGGCUGAUGGGCAGACUGUGAAUCUGGCUCUCUGGGAUACUGCUGGUCAGGAAGACUAUAACAGGCUGAGGCCUCUUAGUUAUAGAGGAGCUGAUGUUUUCAUCCUUGCCUUCUCUCUCAUAAGUAGGCCUAGCUUUGAGAACAUAAUGAAAAAAUGGGUCCCAGAGUUAAGGCAUUAUGCUCCAUCAGUGUCCAUUGUGCUGGUGGGGACCAAACUAGAUUUGAGAGAAGAUAAGCAGUUCCAAAUGGAUUAUCCAGGGGCAUUUACUAUUUCCACUCAACAGGGUGAAGAACUAAAGAAGCAAAUAGGAGCAGUGGCAUAUAUUGAAUGCAGCUCCAAGACACGACAGAAUGUUAAGGCUGUGUUUGAUGCUGCAAUCAAGGUGGUUCUCCAGCCUCCAAAGCUGAAGAAACAGAAGAAAAAAAGGAAAGGCUGCCUCAUACUUUAACGGAAUCCAUUGAAGUGAUGCUGAUGUUCUGUUGAUGAUGACUUCCUUCGUGCCUCAGACUUUAACUGAAUCCAUUGAAGUGAUGCUGAUGCUCUGUUGAUGAUGACUUCCUUCUUGAUUGCUCUAUCCGUAAUCUUAUCUGCCCUUCCUUCUCUUCUUUGUGGGAUAUGUUUUUGUUUUUACUUUUGUUAAAUGAAAUACUUUUGUGCUACUUUUCUCAUGUGAUAUAUAGCAAGCUUGAUUCA
Molecule: messenger RNA, 1130 nt
Organism: Cornus florida
Lineage: Eukaryota; Viridiplantae; Streptophyta; Magnoliopsida; Cornales; Cornaceae
Product: rac-like GTP-binding protein 5
Exons: 7
Coding region: 292-885 (197 amino acids)
Biological process (GO): regulation of actin cytoskeleton organization; actin filament organization; cortical cytoskeleton organization
Cellular component (GO): cytoplasmic vesicle; cytoskeleton; plasma membrane
Molecular function (GO): GTP binding; protein kinase binding; GTPase activity
Source: RefSeq, a predicted model, not a curated record